AUGCUAAGUAGAAGAAUAUGGCAUUUAGGGAAUGAUAAGUUAAAGAGAUUUUUUCAAAAUGGUCAGAAAAUUGAUAAUAAUAUUUUUGAAAUACGAUGGUGUAACUUUAGUGAAAUUAUUGGAAAAUAUAAUAAACGGGAUAAAAAAAAAUUUAUUAUAUCAUUAAAUAAAAAAAAAAAUUCAAGCAAUUUUGUAGGGAAAACAUAUCAAGAACAAAAUAUAAAAAAAAGGAAUCAAAGUUUUGAAAAAAAUAUAUAUUUAAAUAAAAUAAAUUUUAAGGAUAAAGAAAAAGUAAAAUCUUAUGACAAGACAGAAAUUAUUGAAACAAAUAAUAUAAAAAAUGAUUAUAUAAAAGAAAUAUUAAAUAAAAAUAAUAUAUUCUAUAUAUACACAUAUCAAUAUUUAUUAAUUGAAUUUUUAAAGUAUAAUAAUAUUUUUGUUGAUAUAUUAUAUCCCGAUUCAAUGUUAUCCUAUAUUCUAUAUUCUUUUUAUAAAAUAUGUGUUGAUAAAUCUGGUGUAACAAAUUCGAUCGAUCUAAAUAUGAGCACAAGUAUUAAAGGGAAAGUUGGCAUAGUAGACAAAAGGAAAAUAGAUAAAGAACAAAGUAAUAAUAAGUUCUCAACUAAUGUAGAAAUAAAAAAAAAUUAUUUAAAUGAAAAUAUGGAUAACAAAGUUAAACAUAUUAGUAAAGUUGAAAAUAACAUGGAUAAAGAGAAUAGAGUUCUUUUGGUUGGCUGUUCAGAAGAUAAAAUAUCUGAAAUGUAUGAGACAAUAAUGAAUUUAAAAAAUGUAAAUAUAUUAACAUAUAUAAUUUCAAAUGAAGAAAGUAUUAAUAAUAUGUCUAAUAAUAUUUUUUUAUAUAAUAUGUUUUUAAUUAAUUUAGAAAAUUUUAAAGAUGAUUAUGAUUUUAGCAUAUUAAUAGAUUAUGUUAAUUUUAUAGUUAUAGAUGAUAUAUAUGAAAUUUAUAAAAAUAAAAAAUCAAAUUUAUUAAAAAAUAUUUUAAAAAUUUAUAAAAAAAAUAAUGAAAAUAAUAAUUUUUUUAAAAGCUUUCAAAUCCUGUUAUUAAAUAAAGUCCAUGAUGAAUGGAUAAUAAAAGAAAUAAAACAAUAUUUAAAAAGUCUAAAAUAUGUAAUAAAUUAUCAAACUCAAUCAUCAAUCGAAUAUUCAUGUAUUAAUAAUAUAAGCCAAGAUCAAACAAGUUGUAAAAAACAAGACAUAUCAAUUAAUGAAAUAAAUAAAUUUCAUUAUUUUGAUUUAAGUAAUUAUAAAAAAAAUAAUUGCACACAUAUGAGUGUAAAUAUACCUUUUAAUGAUGAUAAAAAAUUUUUAGUUUUAUUCUACUUAUUAAAUAUAAAUAAAGAUAAAAAAAUUGUAAUAUAUUAUAAUAAAAACGACAUAUACUCAUUUUAUAGUUAUAUUAAUUCUUAUAUGCCCUGUAUAUUUAUAUCCAAUACAUAUAAAAAUAGUUUUAAAAAUAAUAUUAUUAGCAAUUUUAAUAAAAAUAAUAAUUAUAUUUUAAUUACUGAUGAUAAAAAUAUUAAAAAAUUUAAUCAGAUUAAUGCUAAUCUUUUUAUACAUUAUAAUUUUCCCGAAAAUGUUAGUUCCUAUACAGAUCUAUUACUCGAUGGGAUUGUAAACAAAACAAAUAAAGACGAUCCAGCUAAAAGGGAAGAGACUAGACAGGCAAGCAUUCACAAUAGUGGCACUAGCAAAAUGUGUAGAAACGAAUAUGCUUAUGAAAAUAAUGACAAGAAAAAUGAGCAUUAUAAUAUUUUCGAAAAAGGUGUAUCAUCUUUUGCCACUGAAAAGGUAUAUUCUAUUUUAUUUUAUAACAAAAAAAAAAUUAAUAAAGAAUAUAAAAUAUUAGACAAUGUUUUUAAUUUUAUUAAUUAUGAAUUACCCCCUAUGAGAGAUAUAAAAAAUAAUUUUUUAAAUUUUUUAAUCCAUGAAAUUGUUAGUGUUAAUAUAGAAAGUGAUAAACAUUUAGAGGAAGCAAAACAUAUUUAUAAAAAAUAUGGACAUAACUUUAUAUCAGCUUCAUUACAUUAUAUUAUAGAAAAAAAAUUAUAUAAAAAAAGUUUUAAAAAUAAAGAAUAUACAAAUAUAACAUUUAUUAUUGAAAGAAAUAUCAUUUUAAAUACAAAAAAUAAAGUUAUUGAAUUUUUAAAUCAUUUAUUAAAUUUUAAUAAAAAUAUUGGUGAUAUUAAAUUUUUUAUUCAAAAUUAUUUGUAUAGUAAAAGGGGAUAUAUUAUGUCCCUUCCUGAGAGCAUAUAUAAUAUAAUACAUAAAAAUAAAAACGACAUUAAAAAUAUAGACAAAUAUAAUAAUAUACACAUGUAUAUUUUAUAUAACAAUUAUCAAAAGCAUUUAAGAACUGGAUCUUUAGUAAGAGGAAAAUACCAGUCGAAAAAAUCAAUUAGACGGCUAAAAAAACGAAUGAACAUAAAACAGGAACAAGCUGAAAUUAACAAAAUGAAAAACAAACUAUCUUCAACAAUUAAGUUGAAUAAAAGAAAUGUAAACCCUUCAAAAGUUUGA
Messenger RNA from Plasmodium vinckei vinckei, 2538 nucleotides. Its product is annotated as conserved Plasmodium protein, unknown function. The record is from RefSeq and is a predicted model, not a curated record. Lineage: Eukaryota; Apicomplexa; Aconoidasida; Haemosporida; Plasmodiidae. Bases 1 to 2538 code for a protein of 845 amino acids. The transcript is spliced from 2 exons.